AUGAACCCAUCAGAGAUGCAAAGGAAGGUGCCUCCGCAGAGACAGAGAACCCGCAAUCGAACAUCAUCAACUCGCAGGGUGAACAAAAUGGUGAUAUCAGAAGAACAGAUGAAGCUGACAUCCACCAAGAAGGCGGAGCCUCCGAGCUGGGCCCAGCUAAAGAAGCUGACACAGUUAGCUGAAAAAAGCCUGGAAAACACAAGGUCUACAGGUGUAUUGAGCAGCUCUGGAGAGACAGCGACCAGUGAGAAUGGGCCAUGA
Pongo pygmaeus (Bornean orangutan) is the source of this 261-nucleotide messenger RNA. Its product is annotated as endogenous retrovirus group K member 8 Rec protein-like. The transcript is spliced from 2 exons. NCBI's taxonomy places the organism in Eukaryota, Metazoa, Chordata, Mammalia, Primates, Hominidae. The coding region runs from base 1 to 261 and encodes 86 amino acids. The record is from RefSeq and is a predicted model, not a curated record.